Molecule: messenger RNA, 4920 nt
Organism: Plasmodium fragile
Lineage: Eukaryota; Apicomplexa; Aconoidasida; Haemosporida; Plasmodiidae
Exons: 1
Coding region: 1-4920 (1639 amino acids)
Source: RefSeq, a predicted model, not a curated record
AUGGACCCAAAUGACAGUAAAAACGCGGACCUGUCAGCCGACUCAACAAGUGAAAGACAGGAAAACGCGGCAGCAGGAAUCGAAACGCAGGAUGAAAAUCCAAAGAACAUAGAUGAAGAAGAAAAAAUUGCAGGCGUAGAAACAAAUGAAAAUGCUGCAACUGCUACCAAUGAUGUUGUAAAUGACACAAAGGCGGGGGCGACGGACUUUGAUACUUCGAAUAAGGACAACAACUGUAGCAUGGAUGCUACUAUCAACGCCACCGACGCGAACAGCCAAAAUAUUUCAAAGGGAAACUCGACCGAAAAACUGACGGAAAAUGGGGAAAUCAGAGAGGGUGAUAAUGGCUUGAAUGUGCAAGACACGUCUAAAUUGGUCAAAGAAGGAGAUGAACACGUGAACAAAAAGGAGGCUGAAAAGGAGAUCGAAAAAGAGUCUCAACAUGAGACUGAGAAGGAGCACGAAAAAGAGAACUUUCCAAGUAGCCAAGUCAAACCCCUUGAGGGCGGCGCUCCCAUGAGCAAACACCAAGAUAUCACCUUUCCCCCCAAAGUGCCCCCCACAUUUAACAACAAUGAGCCGUUAUACAUCGAAGUGAAAGGCCUCCUGCAGGUCCUUAACGCUCAGGAUUUUGCCAAAAACAUGAGUAUGGAAAGUUUAAAUUUAGGAAAAAAAAACGAAAAUGUAUCAAUCAGCAAACGCUCACUUAGUGUGCCAUACAAAGGAGUUUCGAAAGGCAUUCCAAAGGACAUUAACAACAGACAAAGCAGUAAAAGCAAUAAUGCAGCUGCUCAGAGGUUUCCAGGGUUGCCCAAAUCAGCAGAUCUGAUGAAAAGACCCCCUCUGCCAAUUAAGUCGCCCAUAAUAAAUCCACCACUUACUACAUUGAACAAAACUAACCUUCAUAAGGAGGGAAUUACUACAGGGAAGGCGUUAGACACUGGUAAAGGAAAAAGCAUUUUUCGAAAUUUACCAAAGAAAAUCCCUUCACCGGAAGUAGUAAAGAUAAAGCCCAAAGCAAUGAUUAAAAUGAAUUUUGUCCCAUCCAAAGAAAUUAGUAAAGAGGAAAAAGAGAAAGCACUGCUGCCAAAAGAAAAAACAUUUUUUAAAAUUCCUCCAAAAGUGUUACCCUUUCUGAUUAAAGAGAAAAAUGUUAAGCAUAAGGCUCCUCCCAAGGGUAACAUAAAACAUACGUUGCAUUAUCUUAAGAGAGCUGUAGAAAUAGGAAGCAAAGGAGUUGAUGAAUCUGCGACGGAAAGGAAAGAAGUUCCAAGUGGGAGGGACACUAGCAAUACAAGAAAGAGCUUACUAAUCACUCGAAAAUUUAUAGAAAAGCCAAAAAAUACACAAAAAAGUAACCCCUUAAGGAUGGAAGCUGUGAAAAGAGGAAAGGCAAUUUUAGACACAAAGAAAAUUUUAGCCAAAAAACCCAUUUCCAAGAUGCUAACCCAAUCGAAGACAAUGGAAAAGGAUAGAAAGAAAAAGUUUCUGCUUAAGAGUAUACAAGAGAAAGAGGCACAGCCGUCGGAGGAGGCUCCUCCUGUGGAGACCACUUCCCCUAAAUUAGACAACACCGCAGAUGUAGAUGUUGAGAAGAGUCCCGAAAAGGAAGAAAAACCGACCGAGGAAGGAGACCACACGAAGAAUGAACAGAGAGACGUAAAUGAAGAUACCAAGGAAGAACCUCCCCAGGUAGAUAAGGAAGAGGUCGUAGUAGUUGACACGGAACACAUCAUAGAGAGGGAAAAAACGUUAGAACAAAAAAAUGAAUCCGAAAUGGAAAAUUGUGGGAAAGACAUAUACGACUUGAUGAGAAGCGAAACGGAGAGGCCCGAAGGGGCAGAUGAAGUAGUGGGGGAAGUGGUGGAGCAAGUCGUGGGGGUCCAACAGGUAAAAAAGGUGGACGAUGGGGAUGAGCACACCGAUGCGAGUGGCGAUAACGAGUUGGAUGCAGUGAUGGGAGAAAAAAAAGAGGAAAAAGAAGAUAAUUCCGAAAAGGCGGAUGGUGAAGGGGAAAAGGGAAAUUCGGAUGGUAGCCGAAAGGGCGUAGGGCCGGAAGAGUUGGAAGAGGGAGAGAAGGGCGAAGAAACGAUCCAACCAACGGAGCCAGCGGAACCGGCGCAGUCAGAAUCAGACGAGAAAAAGAAGGGGCUCGAAAAACUGAACGAAGCGAAAGAGGCGAAAAGGACAAAAUUUGAGGUAAAGAAAGGCGCGGACCAGAAGAUAAACAAAAAGGUACCAAAAAGAGGCGAUAACGCACCGGCAAAAAAGGAUGAGGGUGGGGCGCCUCUAACCAUGAAGACCAUUGGAAAGGCUCCUCUAACCAUGAAGACCAUUGGAAAGGCCCCACUCACCAUGAAAACCAUUGGAAAAGCCCCACUCACCAUGAAAACCAUUGGAAAAGCCCCACUCACCAUGAAAACCAUUGGAAAAGCCCCACUCACCAUGAAAACCAUUGGAAAGGCUCCUCUAACCAUGAAGACGAUUGGAAAGGCGCCUUUAACCGUGAAGCAAAGCGCAAAGCCUGAAUUGGUCCUAAAACACAAGGCAACAAUGAAAGGAGUCCCAACGCUACUAAAAUUAAAGACAGAUACCACAGGAAACAUAAAAGACAAGAAGAACUUAAAAAAUGAAAAAAGCAGCGACCCGAUAAAAAGUGCAACUAGCAAAAAUUCGCCCCAAAGAAAGAGCACCCUUCCUUUGAAGAAAGUUAACACUUUUAAGAAAGCUACAUUGAGCAAAAAUUCUUUGAAAGAUGUAGAUGCAGAAAAGAAGAAGCUUCUAAAAAAGCUAGAUACAUCUAUGAGUGAUAAAAAUGGGAAGAUAGAUGCAGAAAAUGAUUCCAUUUCCAUGUUAAGUAAAAAUGUGUCCAAGAAAGUUUCUUCCACAUCUAUUAAAAACGCCUUGUCCAUUUUUAAGAAAAAAACUUUGAGUAAGUCCAAGACGGACAAUAUUCAUGAGAUCAUGUCGAGUGGAGGCAACCACAACGCAAUCGUGUCGUCCAAAUCAGAAAAUAUUCACAACAUGUUGGAGCAAAAGAAGAAGGAGAGAGAAGCGGAAGAAGCAGCACCAGAUGAUGAUGAUGAAUUAUUUACAAAAAAGUUGCUAAGUUCGAAGGAUCUAAGAGUGGGUGCAAAAUCGAGCUCAUCCAAUGAGAGCGAUCAUCAAAAUGCAAAGGAAUCGCCUCCUCCCAUGAUAGAGAAGAAUGAAGAAGACAUCGGAUCCAAAGGGGGACAAGAAUUGCCCAAGAUGGUAAUAAAAAAACCGUCUUUGCAGAAAUCCAAAUCGCUUAAGAAGCUCAAGUCCAAGUCGAGCAAAAAAAUGAGCAUGAGUGAUGACAUGUCCAUUGGGGAAGAGAAGGUAACUAAGAAAAUGGCCAAGCUCAGUAGCUCCAAGAAGAUAAAAAGUGCAGUAUUGCAAAUGAAGGUGGAGAAGAAAAUGAAAAAGCUGAAAUCAGAAACAACAUUACACAAGGGAGCUAGCGGCGUAAAUAAAAUGAAAGAUAAGAAGGGCCCCAAGAAAUCUAAAUCGACCACUGGAAAUGGCAACAGUAAAGUUGCGAAAGAAGGAGUGGGUAGCGAAUCCUUGCUGGAAAAGGAAUUAGUCAAAAUGAAGUCUUUUAAGGAUAAAUGGAAUAACGAUUUCGUGACUCCUAGGAUAGGAGGCAUGGAUUCAUCCAAUAGCUUUUUUGCUCAUGACAAAUCGGAAAUGUCUAACGCUGAUGCGUCCGAUGAUAAUGUUCCCCACUCCAUUACCUCUCCUUCGGUGGCGUCCAAAAAGCUGCGAAAGAAGAAAAAAAUGAGCAACCGCGUAAAUGGGCCUAUCCGCACAGAUGACGCUCCCAAAAAGAGGGGAACCACCGGGAAGGCUAAAAAAAUUGCCGCGAGCUCCAGCAUCAAAUCUAUGGAGAAUAGAACUGUGAGCGACUUGGAGCAGGAAGCACACCCCCUCCUCCCAGGCACACAUAAAGACAGCACCACCACGACCACCAAUACUAACACGAAUACUAACACCAACACCAACACAAGUGGCGAAGAAAGAAGAAACAGCGGAGAAGCAAACGGGGGCAUGUCAAACCUGAGAAACGCUUCCCUGUUAAAUUUUAACCGAAUCAAAUCGGCCAACACGUUGAGGAAAUUAUCAGUCCAAGUGAAGUUAGAAUCGCCCCCCACGGAAAUGCCAUCCCGAGGGGAACCCAAUUUGAAGGUAAACAAUUUAUGCUCGAAAACGCCCGCAGUGGAUACAAGGACAAGUGGGAUGAUCACGCAAAAUACCAGUUGGAUGUUUGACAAAUGUUGCUCAGCGGGGAAUACCAUCCCUCACUAUGUCUACGAGAGAAAAGAACCCGCGGUUCAGAACUUCAGCUCCCUCUUUAACGUCAAUAAUAAGUAUAUGCCGCAAAGCACGAAUGCGCAAAUGGCUCUCCUCUCUCGCAACAGCGUAAAGGUGUCAAAUAUUUACGAGUCUGAUUUGCUGGGCAGGGGUGAGUGGGCGUUGAAUAGGCAGAUUCUUCGUGCGUCGCUGGGCGGCAACAAGGCCAACGACGGGAGCCCCUUGCGCAGACCGGUGAGCGGAUUGGUCAGUAGGCCAUCGAGAAGUCCGAUGGUCAGCGGGUUGAUGAGUAGCCGGCCAAGCAGGCCGAUGAGCAGUCAGGUGAGCCGGCCAGUGAACGGUCAAAUGGGCGGCCAAAUGAGUGGUCAAUUCAGCGGUCAAAUUGGAGGCCGAUUGAACAGCCAAAUGAGCGGCCAAUUGAACGCCCAACUUAGUCACGAACUGGACGGAGAGAAUAGCCUCCCCCUGAGCUGCAAAAUGAAUUCUGGAUCAUACUCCAGCAAAUCACUCCUAAAUAAUAGCAGUCCCCUAGAGUUAAGAAGAAGGCCAUCCUGCAACACAACAAUGAAUUACUGCAGUUGUAUAUAG